This is a messenger RNA of Carassius auratus (goldfish), 2553 nucleotides long. RefSeq names its product E3 ubiquitin/ISG15 ligase TRIM25-like. The record is from RefSeq and is a predicted model, not a curated record. The transcript is spliced from 8 exons. NCBI's taxonomy places the organism in Eukaryota, Metazoa, Chordata, Actinopteri, Cypriniformes, Cyprinidae. Bases 399 to 2048 code for a protein of 549 amino acids. Gene Ontology annotation, molecular function: protein binding; zinc ion binding.
UGGCCGGAAUCGGGCAGUGAGUGCACAGGCGUCCGGCCCGAGUGGUCUUCGGCAGGAGAGCAUCUAACCGGAACUGGCCCGAGUGUAUUUUGCCAUCUGGGGUGACUUUUACUGCUACUUCGUGACAUUGUAAUACUACGGGAGAAUAUCUUAAUUUACUGUUGUCGUGUAAUGUGACAGAUAAGUUGGUGUCAAGAGAUACUGUAAUAAUUCUGAGCAAACCAGGAAGUGUGUGGUUUCAAGAGAAACGAAACCAAGUUCUUUGCUACAGGAGUCUCUGCUAAAGGAUCCACGCUCUUCUUUUUCAUUUAAAGCUGUAAGGAGGGGAUAUAUUCGAUUUUUUAUUUUGUAAAAACAGAGCAGUUUCUAUCAGAGCUCUAUAAACUAUCUGCAGAGAAAUGUCUGAGUCUGUAGCGAGUCAGUAUGAGGAUCAGUUCAUCUGUUCAAUCUGUUUGGAUCGGCUGAAGGAGCCGGUGACGAUUCCCUGUGGACACAGUUACUGUAUGAGCUGCAUUACUGACUGCUGGGGCCAGAAGGAGCAGGAGCCGCCGUACUGCUGUCCCCAAUGCAGAGAGAGCUUCGGUCAGAGACCUCUACUGAAGAAGAACACUCUGAUAGCGGAGAUGAUGGAGACACUGCAGAAGACGUCUCUACAAACAACUGCUGUGGAGUGUGAUGUUUGCACUACAGAGAAGAGCAGAGCUGUAAAGUCCUGUCUGCAGUGCUUGGCCUCCUUCUGUCAAACUCACCUGCAGCUUCACUAUCAAUCUCCUGCGUUUAUGAAGCACAAACUAGUCCCAGCCUCCAGAAACAUUCAGGAGAACAUCUGCCUCAGUCAUGGGAAACUUCUGGAGAUGUACUGUCAGGAUGACCGUCAGUGCAUUUGUUGCAUGUGUACUGAUAAUCAUAAAGGACACAGUGUUGUGUAUGUGGAUUCAGAAUGGACUAGUAAAAAGAAAGAAUUAGAGGAGAUGAAGGAGACACAUCAGAAUCUGAUCCAGGAACGAGAGAGAGGUCAGCAGGAACUCAGAGAAGCUGUUAAACAUCUUAAAAGUUCAGCACAAGAGGCCGUGGAGGACAUUGAGAAGGUCUUCACUGAGCUCAUCUGCUCUCUGGAGAAGAAACGCUCUGAGAUUAAAGAUCAGAUCAGAGAUCAGGAGAAGACUGAGAUAGAUCGAGCAGAGAAACUUCACAAACAUCUGGAUCAAGAGCUGACAGAACUCAGAAAAACACAAGCAGAGAUUGAGAAACUUCUGAUUACUGACGAUCAGAUCCACUGUCUGAAGAGCUGUCAGUCUGUGUGUGUUUUACCCUCAUAUGAAGACGUUCCCAGCUUCACUCAACACACUCAUCUGUCUUUUAAAGACAUUUCAAUCUCAGCAUUCAGAGAGGUUUUGGAGGACGUCUGUCAACAGCAAACAGCCAGAAUAUCUCGAGACGUGUCAAACGUCCAUGUUGCAGAGUCUCCAGAACCUAAAACUCCAGAUGAAUUUUUGCAGUAUUUCCGUCAACUGAAACUGGAUCCAAACACUGCACACAAAAAUAUCAUCUUGUCAGAAAAAAACAAAAAAGCAUCAUAUUCAGAUGAAGUCCAGCAAUAUCCUGAUCACCCAGAGCGAUUUGAUGAAUAUUGUAAUGUCCUCUGUAGAGAGGGUUUGUGCGGUCGCUGUUACUGGGAGGUUGAGUGCAGUGGGGAUAUUUGGGGUGUAGCAGUUUGUUACAAAGGAAUUGGACGUAAAGGAAACAAUGAUGACUGCAGACUUGGCUUCAACAAAACAUCCUGGAGAUUGUCCCGUUAUAAGCAGAAUGUCAAUUUCAUACAUAAUAAUAAGCAAAUUUCAAUCCCUGUUGUCCCUUCCUCUAGAAUAGGAGUGUAUCUGGAUCAGAGAGCAGGAACUCUGUGCUUCUACAGCGUCUCUGACACAAUGACUCUACUACACAGAGUCCAGACCACAUUCACUGAACCCCUCUACCCUGCAUGUGGGGUUUCACAUGGUUCAUCUGUCAGGAUUAUUAAAAAGAAAAGGUUUCAGACAGUUCAGAAAUAAAUAUACAGUUAAGUCCAAAAUUAUUCCUACCCAGGCCAAAUAUUUAAUUAUGGUGAAUUUUUAUUUGACACAUAGGGAUCUUCUGGCUGGAACUGAGACAAAUCUUCUAUCUUCUUCAAGCCAACCUCAACGUUUUGUUCACAAACUUUACUCAUCUAGUUAUUAAUGUAAUCUUAAACAAAUAAAACAAAUAUUGCAUUUGUGUUUAAAAGCAUAGGGUUCUAAUGAUCAUCAGAUAUCUAAGUGAAAAUGUGGCUGUUUUAUGAAAUAUUUUGUCUCAAGAAACUGAUAUAUGUGAGAUAGUCUGUGAUUAUUGUUUUUCUCCACAGCAGCUGAAUGAAUAUCUGUUCUUCUUGUGAUCAAGAGCAUCACUUUUCAAACUUUACAAGUUUGAUGCCAGUGGUGGUGUUUAUCCAACACGAAAUCAUCAAUAAUUGAAUCAUUGUAAACACAGAUGGCUUGAAAUGUGUUUGUAGCAGUUAAUGCAAAUAAAAAAUAAAGAAAU